Ruditapes philippinarum (Manila clam) is the source of this 2396-nucleotide messenger RNA. RefSeq lists its product as uncharacterized. The record is from RefSeq and is a predicted model, not a curated record. Lineage: Eukaryota; Metazoa; Mollusca; Bivalvia; Venerida; Veneridae. The transcript is spliced from 3 exons. Bases 22 to 1380 code for a protein of 452 amino acids.
GUUUUGCAUGUUUUAACAGUAAUGCCAGAGGAAGUACCAGAUGAACAACCAGAGGGUUAUCUUCAUGAAGUUCUCAUCGGAUUGGGUGCCCUCGUUAUCAUUACAAUAGUGUUAGUUGUACUAUAUAAAAUUUUGGCUAGACACUUUGGCAUUGAAUGUGUAAUUGGGCAGAACAAAACUUGUAGAGCAGAUAUCUUGCAUGUGUUAUGCAUCGACGUUAACUUUCCACGGGAAGAUUUGUCCAAGUUCCGAUUCAUUUUGGAAAACGAUUUAAAUAUUCAAGCCAAGUUUAUCCGAAAAGUAGGUAUAUCCGAAAAGAACGCUUCUUCAAAAGUUGCUCUUGUACUCAAUCAACGAAAUUAUCCGAACUAUUCCACCCCUUAUGCAAACUCAAAGGUGCAAGGAACGGAUCUAAAACAUUCGGAAGAUGAUGCCGUUAGUGUUCUUAUUUGUUUUCUGGUGUCCAGUUUCACAAACGAGAAUUUAUCCGAAUACUUGUCAACUGUGCGUGCUGGUAUUCCGCGUACAAGACGGUUUGUAGCACAAAUCUGUGCUGUAACUUUUGAAGAAAAGCUACCUGUCCCGCAAUCAAAAACCGCUUUAAAAUGUUAUUCUUUAACCAGAGAGAAACAGGAUUUUGUUUCAGCGGUAAAAUCCGCAUUUCCAAAACAAACAAUGGACCAAUAUAAAUCUGUUGUUUACGCAAGCGGCGGAAUGAGCCCAAACUUAACAGGCAAGAAUGGCAUCACCAAUGAACUUAGUCAUGGGCAAUACAUAAACUUAUCUAGAUCUAAAGCAUGCAAUGACAGUAACUGUAGUCAACAAACGGACAACGCAACAAACGGAAGCGUGCAACCGCUUCAAACUUUUGUACCGGAAGUAAUGUUUCUAGGUGCUUCAGAAUCUCGACGAGAGCGUUAUGUUUCGAAUGACUCGGGGCGUGGAGCUAGUGUACUUUCUUACAAGCCGGGUCACACACCAGAAGAUUACAGUCCGUUAUGGGAAGAUGCAACUACAAACGGCCAUCUCCAAUGUCCAUCAACCAAUUACAACACUUCUAUUUAUAGACCGCACAUGAGUGGAACAGAAUGUCCGUCAUGUGACAUUUCAUUUUUCCCGCCAGAUCCGUCAGUUAUUUCUGAAAACAGCUUUGACCCAAAUGAUAUUGGCCUUGAUGGAUUUGACAAUCUGGAGAGUGCGCCUCAUCAGCUUACAGAAAUAAUGUGCCAAAAUUGUCUGCAUGAAAAAGGGAGACCAUGUGCCAAUUCUAUGGAAUCUUUAAUGGACAAGAUGGCGGAAAUUAAUAAAAGAAGUACAGUCACCACUCAACACGAUCCUUGCCCAGGAGAGGUGCACAGUGUUUGGGAAGGACAUGUGUAAUUAUUAUAGACAUGUACAUAGUAUAUAUAACUGAUUGUCCGCGCUUUAAUAGACUUGUUCAUAUUUUCUUAACUAUUGUUGGAAACUGAAUACCGUGGUAACAAUCAAGUUAAAGAUAUAUUAUGCUCAUCCCCGAGUAAAAUAUUUUAGUCAUUGAAAUGUAUUGAAAUCUAUGAAAUUCUUACAUAAUGUGACCAAUUUGAAUUAAAAGAAUGAAAAAGUCAUAUAUGGGAGGCUGCGUUCCCUAUUACGGGACACGUAAAGUUGGUCAUUUUUAAAAAAAACUGCCAGUCUUUAUAAUGACACUACGUAUUUAUAUUGUGACUAUUUUUAGUGUUUAGCAUAUCUUCUUUGUAUGAAGUUAAAACAUGCUUAUUUUAUAUUUACAAAGAGAUUGUAUUGUCAAUAUUUUCUUAUAUCAAAUUUGAAAACCUGCCACUAAGUACACACCAGAAGAAAUGUUGAUAAUAUGUUACACGUUUCAUACUUCUAAAAAAAAUGGACGACGUAUUUAAUUAUAUACCGAGAGACAAAAUGAAAUGGGUCAGGAAAAAAGGCCAUAAUCAACUAAAACUACUUAUGGUGUACAAUGACCAUGUACAUUACGUAGGCCUAUCUAUGCGGCAGACGACAUGUGCUUUGUCGAAUUCGAUGAUAGAUUCGAAUUUAUUGUUUACUGUUUCUUAGUGCAAAUGACUUAACAGAAACAAAUACUUUUUUUAAUUGAAUUGAAUAUAAUUCAAUUAAGUAUAAACUGUCUUUAAAAUGGUUGUAUAUAGAUGUUGAAAAUAUGUGUCGAUGGGUAUAUUCGGUGACGUAUUGAAGCAUCGAACACUUUACUAAAUGUAUGAUAGCUUAUAGAAAUGCUCACUAAUAGAAUACAGUAUUAUUUUGCGAAGUAAAUACCAUGUAUUUUGCUUGAUGCUUUUAAUUCCUUCAGACUCGAAUUUUGAUUUGAAUGUUUGUCAUGAAAAUCAAAAUUAUGUGAAUAAAUUUUUAUAUAAAAAUCUUUUUUA